CCUUUUCUGUAGACUUCCGUUUUUUCUUGGGAAAGAGCCUAUUGAAAACAUCUACUUCCGUUCUGUCGGAAGACUGCGAGUCACCGGGCGAAUCAGAAACCUCAGCAGGCGGAACAAUUGUGGGCCUUGUUUGACUAUUAUGAUUUCCCAAAACUGAAUUUGUAGUACUGAACUGGUCAAGGCUGCAUCUGUUAAUAACGUGGAAUAAUUAUUUGGUCCACUCCACCUGUUCUAUGGAAUGGAUGUUGAAGAACUUAAUUUUCUUCUAAAGUCCACAAAACUGAGGAUUUCUUAAGUAGUACAGGACACCAUAACAUUUGAAUUCAAUUAAAUUUAAAAACACUUCUCCUCAAAAAUGGAUCAGCAAGCGAGUGGUGUGGAGGACCCCAACAAGCAGUCUAAAAAGAAAUCAAAUGAGGAUGAUGGCAAGAACAAAAAGCUGAACAUGCAUAUUAAAACAUUGGCUGAUGACAUGCGUGACAGGAUUACGAGCUUUCGAAAGCAAGGCAUAAAGAAGGAGAAGCCCUUUAUCCAGCACCCAACAGACCCUAUCUCCACGCAUACUGAACUGCCUAUACCACAGCCCCUUUUUGAUGAACGUUCACUGAACCUCUCUGAAAAAGAGAUUGUUGACUUGUUUGAAAAGAUGAUGGAGGAUAUGAACCUGAACGAGGAUCGUAAAGCCCCUCUUCGGGAAAAGGACCUGAGCACUAAACGAGAGAUGGUUGUCCAGUACAUCUCUGCCACAGCUAAAUCUAUAACUGGGAGCAAACUUGCGGGUGGGCUGAGAAACAGCAAACAUGAGUGUACGCUGUCAUCACAGGAAUACGUGCAUGAGUUGCGCUCUGGCAUUACUGAGGAAAAGUUGCUCAACUGCCUUGAGUCUCUGCGUGUGUCUCUAACCAGCAAUCCUGUCAGCUGGGUGAAUAAUUUUGGCCAUGAGGGUCUUGGACUGCUUUUGGAUGCACUGGAGAAGCUUCUUGACAAGAAACAACAAGAGAUCAUUGACAAGAAGAACCAACACAAACUCAUCCAGUGCCUCAAAGCCUUCAUGAAUAAUAAGUAUGGCCUGCAAAGGAUACUCGGGGAUGCGCGAAGCCUUCUCCUUCUGGCCAGGGCUAUUGAUCCCAAGCAGCCGAAUAUGAUGACAGAGAUUGUGAAGAUCCUUUCUGCAGUCUGCAUUAUUGGAGAGGAUAAUAUUCUGGAUAAGAUUCUGGCAGCCAUGACAAUUGCAGCUGAAAGAAAUAACAAAGAGAGAUUUGCUUCAAUAGUAGAGGGUCUGGAGAACCACGAAGUUCAGCAGCUUCAGACAGCAUGCAUGCAACUAAUCAAUGCCCUAGUCACAUCUCCGGAUGAUCUGGACUUCAGAAUCCAUUUACGGAACGAGUUUCUGCGCUGUGGCCUGAAGAAGAUCCUGCCAGAGCUGAAGGAGACAGAAGAAUUAGACAUUCAGCUGAAGGUGUUCAAUGAGAAUAAGGAGGAGGAUUCUAUUGAGCUGUCUCACCGACUGGAUGACAUCCGCACAGAGAUGGAUGAUAUGAAUGAGGUUUACCAUAUUCUGUCCAACAUGGUGAAAGAUACAGGCUCAGAAACCUAUUUCCUAUCUAUUCUUCAGCACUUGCUGCUCAUUAGGAAUGACUACUAUAUCAGACCCCAAUACUACAAGGUGAUUGAAGAGUGUGUGGCUCAGAUUGUUCUUCACCGCAGUGGAAUGGACCCUGACUUUGGUUACAGAGAGAGACUAGACGUAGAUUUCACCCAACUCAUUGAUCAGUGUGUAGAUAAGGCCAAAUUGGAGGAGAGUGAACUGAGAGCAACUGAAUUCUCCAAAAAGUUUGAUGAGGAGUUCAGUGUACGGCAGGAAGCACAAGCUGAGCUUCAGAAACUGGAGGAGAAAAUCAAAGAGUUGGAGGGGAAGAUCACCUCUUUAAAGAGUCAGGUUGCAGAUGGGGGUGCUCAAAGUAUUCUACCACUGGCAGGAGGUAUUGAAUGUCUGCAACCACCACCUCCUCCUCCUCCACCACCAGGAGCACCACCUCCACCUCCUCCUCCUCUACCAGCUGGUAUGGGACCUCCUCAACCACCACCACCACCACCCCCUCCUCCUGGAGGAGUUCUCGCACCUCCUCCACCUUUCCUUGUUCCAGGUCUCCCUUCAGUACCAGCUGUCCAAAAACUACCUUAUGGCCUACAGCCCAAGAAAACUUAUAAGCCUGACACUGCCAUGAAGAGGGUCAACUGGUGCAAGAUAGUGCCUCAGGAGAUGACAGAGAAUUGCUUUUGGAUCAAAGUCAAAGAGGAGAAAUUUGAGAACCCAGACCUUUUUGCCCAACUCUCACUUACUUUCUCAUCCAAGGCCAGAGUGAAAAAGGAUGCAGAGGAAACAGAUAACAGAAUGACACAAUUUAAGAAAAAAGCAAAAGAGUUGCGAAUUCUGGAUGCCAAAACAGCCCAAAAUCUGUCCAUUUUCCUUGGAUCAUUUCGAAUUCCUUAUGGUGAGAUACGGGAUGCUGUCUUGGAGGUGGAUGAGGAGAAGCUGAGUGAGGCAUUGAUCCAGAACCUUAUCAAGAAUCUUCCUGAACAGAAGGAGCUGAGUUCUCUGGCUGAGCUGAAGAGUGAGUACGAGGAACUGUGCGAGUCAGAGCAGUUUGGCAUUGUGAUGAGCUCAGUGAAACUAUUGCGCCCUCGUCUGAAUGGAAUUCUAUUCAAGCUCACAUUCGAGGAGCAAGUAAACAACAUCCGUCCUGACAUCAUGAAUGUCACUUUUGCAUGUGAGGAAGUGAAGAAGAGUGAGGGCUUCUGCAAGUUUCUGGAAUUGGUACUGCUUGUGGGAAAUUACAUGAAUGCCGGCACCAGAAAUGCCCAGACUUUUGGGUUUAACAUCAGCUUUCUCUGCAAGCUACGGGACACAAAGUCUUCAGAGCAGGGUACAACACUCAUGCAUUUUUUAGCUGAAAAGUGUGAGGAGAUGUAUCCAGAGAUCCUGAAGUUUCCUGAAGAGCUGGGGUAUGUGGAGAAUGCCAGCAAAGUGUCAGCUCAGAUCCUCAAAGCCACUUUGGACUCAAUGGAGCGUCAGAUCCAGAGGUUGGAGAAUGAUAUUCAGAACUUUCCCAAGACAGACGACAAACAGGAUAAGUUUGUGGAAAAAAUGUCUGGUUUCUCCAAAUAUUCACGAGAGCAGUACGAAAAGCUCUCCACCAUGCACAAGAACAUGCAGAAGCUCUAUGAAUCCCUUGGAAGCUACUUUGCCUUCGACCCACACUCCAUUAGCAUUGAAGACUUUUUUGGAGACCUGGCUAACUUUCGCUCCCACUUCAUGGAAGCUGUGAAGGAGAACUACAAGAAAAGGGAGAUGGAGGAGAAGAUCAAGCGAGCCAAGGUGGCAAAGGAGAAAGCUGAGCGAGAAAAGCAAGAACGGCAGCAGAAGAAAAAGCAACUAAUUGACAUGAACAAAGACGGAGAUGAGACAGGUGUGAUGGACAGCUUGAUGGAGGCUCUGCAGUCUGGUGCAGCCUUCCGUGACCGCAGGAAAAGAACCCCACGCACCGACAACCGUCGCACUGGUUUGGAAAGAUCACGCUCACGGCAUAACACACACACUACAGGUCGAUGACAACCUGUACAUCUGUGCAUGUCAGCCAAGUGCCAAAGACCGAUGAGAAGGUGCACGUUAGAGGCAAAAAUUAAAGAGAUUUGAGAUUUCUUUGUGCUUUCAAAAAAAACAUGGCAGGAUCUUCACAACAUAUUCAAACACAAAAACCAACAAACAAUCCUCAAAAGUGAAGACUUCAGACAAACAGCUUCACAGGAUUGGUACUAUUACAGUGUGCAACUUGUGCAUUCCUUUCAUUUUCUCAGUGUGUUAAAAACUUCCAUAACAUAUUAUUUCAAAUUUCCUUCCAAUCUAUAUUGUAAUGGGUUUGCCUUCAUCUGUAUGCUUCCCACAAUCCUGUUUUACAUGAAUGUUUUGAUAUGUUUGACUCGUAGAUCUCUCUACUAUCUUUUUGUUAUCUUUAACUCUUUCACCCACUCUUGCUCUUUCUAUCUUAUUUUAUUUUAUAUAAUUUUGUACAACUACACAUAAAAUUGUAGUUGAUCAUUUUUUUAUUAUCUUUUAUGUAUACAAUAGAAUCAUUGCUUAUUUUUCAUUUUCAACUUCUUCUCUCUCUACUAUUAUAUAUAGACAAUUGUCUUGGUUAUAUGCACAGGACUGUUUCUUCUUCUUCUUCUUCUUCUUCUUCUUCUUAUUAUUAUUAUUAUUAUUUUAUUCUAUCAAUGAUUGAGGGUAGUAAACUGUACAAGCACUGUGGCACACCCUAUAUGCACAUCCUAUAUGUCAUAAUUGACCACCCACUUUUCUAUAUGCUUGACUGUAAGCUCUUUCAUAAGGAUCCCAUUCCAGAUGCACCUUUUAAUUUGUCUGACAAAGACUUUUUAAUGUAAAUCUGGAGUAGCAUAAAAGAUGAAAGCGCUAUAUCUAAACACUUCUCAGAGUUAGUGAGAACUGUUAGCAUACCGAGAAGUAAAUAAGUAUAUUGAAUUUCUAUAUUUUAUGCCAUAGUAUACUUUCUGUCGUGUUUUUAACAAGACCAUUUUUAAUCAAAAACAUCAAUGCUUCAGUGCUUGUAAGUGCUUGUUGGUUGUGCGGUCAACCAACCAAACCAAGAACUUUAUUUCAAACUUCCCUGUCCUUCCUUGCUUCUUGAAAAGUGUCAAAAUAUAUGAAAAAGUCUAGUUUGUUGCACACUGUUCAUGUUUCAUAUUUUGCAUUUCAUGCUUUAUACAACUAUUUACCCAUAUUUUAACUCAUUAUUGAAGAGUGCUGUUGUCUCAUUGAGAGGGGUAAUGAUAGAAAAGAUUCAUGUAUACACCUGAUAUUGUAGCUGCCUCUAAGUGGAAUGCAUUAUUAAAAUCACACAUUAGCCUCA
Hemibagrus wyckioides is the source of this 4928-nucleotide messenger RNA. It is a transcript of the gene diaph2, whose product is annotated as diaphanous-related formin 2. Gene Ontology annotation, biological process: actin cytoskeleton organization; actin filament polymerization. NCBI's taxonomy places the organism in Eukaryota, Metazoa, Chordata, Actinopteri, Siluriformes, Bagridae. The coding region runs from base 356 to 3613 and encodes 1085 amino acids. The transcript has 29 exons. The record is from RefSeq and is a predicted model, not a curated record. Gene Ontology annotation, cellular component: cytoplasm; actin filament. Gene Ontology annotation, molecular function: actin binding; small GTPase binding; microtubule binding.